This is a messenger RNA of Acanthaster planci (crown-of-thorns starfish), 1464 nucleotides long. Its product is annotated as growth hormone secretagogue receptor type 1-like. The record is from RefSeq and is a predicted model, not a curated record. Lineage: Eukaryota; Metazoa; Echinodermata; Asteroidea; Valvatida; Acanthasteridae.
CUAGAAAUUACUUCUUUUCAUGAUAAAUGUCAUUUAAUUGUCUGAAUGGUUCAUUGCAGUCUUGUUCCUUUUUUACCCAUUAUUUUCACAUCAUAAUUAACCCUGAGAGUCCACAAUUCUUCACUUGGAGAAUUGAGGACUGUUCAGCUUACAAGCUCUCCAAAUUGCCUGGACUGUGGUAUACACAUGAUUGCUACUCAUUGCAGGCCCUCGUCCAGUCAACUUCAAGUGUGCAGUACCCAGUGUCGCUUCUCAGAAGUCUGAAAUACCACUCACUACCCAGUGUUUUGAUCAUUCUUACAUACGUAUGAGAGGUUUAGUCAGUCAACAAGAUGGGAUCAGACAUAUCAUCAGUAGAGUGCAGUGCACAUAAGAACAUCAGUGAGGCUGAAGCAUCUCGAUGGCUUUACACCCCAACAGAUGUCACUUUUAUCACCAUUGGUGUACCAAUUGUUUUGUGCAUUGGUGUAGGCAUCAACUUAACUUUUCUGUUUGUCUUGAUCCGUGUUCCAACAAUGCGGACCAACACAAAUGUAUUCCUGACAAACUUGGCUCUGGCUGAUCUUCUGUUCCUGACCCUAUUUGCAACAAUCGUCCUUUGGCGGUAUGCCUUUUCCCCGGUGGUGUUUUCAUUUCAAUUUGUAAAUUCUGCUGGUUGCACCCUCUUUCAUCUCCUGCUUGAGACUGGAUAUUAUAGUUCCGUUGCAUCGGUUACUAUGGUAACGCAUGAGAGAUACCUUGCUCUGUGCAAUCCAUUGAAGCAUCUCCAAAUGCGUGGUUCUCAACGCAUCUCCAAAAUUGUUUUAACCUGCUGGCUGGUUGGCUUGAUGCUGGCAUGUAUCACAAUACCUAUAGAAGCCCUUUUUCACAAGUGGUGCGUGCAGUGGCCCAAUGGAAAUGAGUAUCAAGACUUGCCGUCAACUGUGGUUCACUGUGUUCCUGUAAAGCCCAAUGUAAUAUUCUACAGUCCACUGCUUCAAAGUGGUCCCUGGUUCCUUGUCAUGGUUUGUAACCUUUAUAUGUGUGUCAAACUCGUACAGACUUUGGUCAAGCAGGUAGCAACUGAAAGUACAUGUAGGUUUGGCAGAAGUCGGAGGACCCAACAAAGAAAGAGACAAGUGGCGGUCAUGAUCAUUGUCAAUGGUGCGGUGUUUUUCCUGUGCCAGAUACCUUUUCAUGCAUUUAACAUCAUCAAGUGGAUCUGCUUGAUAGCAGAAAUACCCAGCCCUGUUGACAUUGCCCCCAGAUCUGAUCAAUAUUGGUUGGUAAAUUUUUUUUACCUUUUCAACAUCAUCAUUAAUCCGUUCAUCUAUGGUGCAUUGAAUGCACAGUACCGUGCUGCAUUUCUUGAGGCCUUUGGCUGCAGGUGCAGACCCAUGAAUCGACGGAACAUGCCACAUCCUCCUGCAAAAGAAGACCUUGACCAGCGAGAGGACCAAAUCUGAUAUUUGGAACUUGAUACUU